Molecule: messenger RNA, 1005 nt
Organism: Tetrahymena thermophila SB210
Lineage: Eukaryota; Ciliophora; Oligohymenophorea; Hymenostomatida; Tetrahymenidae
Product: heterochromatin protein
Exons: 3
Source: RefSeq, a predicted model, not a curated record
AUGGAACAAUAAUAAACAAAUUUAGAAUACUCUCCUUAUAUUUUUGAGAUUGAGAGCAUUUUGGAAAAGAGAAUUCAUCCUAAAACAGGAAAAACAGAAUUUUUAGUUUAAUGGAAAUAAUGGCCAGAUGAUCCAACAUGGGAGCCAGCUUAAAAUAUCUAAAGCUUUUUAAAUAACAAUAAUUAAAAGAAAAAGGAAGAUGAUUCACAUUCUAACUUGAAGCAAAGAAAAUUGUAAAAAAUUGAAGACAAAGUGAAGAGGUCUGAACAAGCAAAUAAUCAAACUUAGAAGCUAAAUGAUAGCUUGCAAUAUUUAGAUGAAUAAAUUUAAUUUCUUUAAAAUAAAUACGAGCUUUUUAUUUCAGAUUCAGAGACAGAGUAAAAAAAAUUAAUUCCUGAUAAAAUAAGCGAAAUUGAACCAGAGUAAAUUGAAAAUGAAGAAAAUACCAAUAUGAUGAAUAACGUUUAAAUUGAGCCAAUCUAUAAAAUAUUAGACAAAUAAGAAGUUGAAAAUACUAUUUAUUAUCUUAUUCUCUUUUAUGAUGAAAAAUUACCUUAAUGGGUGAAGUAAGAAAAGCUGAUUGGCUAUGAAGAUGAAAUUUUAGAAUAUGAAAAACAAAUAAUUUAAGAGAGCACUGAACUAAACUCUAAAUAGUUAUUAGAAACCAGUAUAUAAAGUAUACAAAAUGAAAAUUUAUAAAUAGAAAAAGAUCAAAAAUAAGAAGAAAAUUAAUUUAAAAAGGUAAUGGAUCAAGAAAAUCUUGAAAAAAGUAAAAAUAAUUUUAAUAGGAAUCAACAAUUUUAAAAUGAUAUAGAUGAAGGUGAUUUUUUAACAGAUUAAAUAUAAGAUAUAGAAGCAAACUUUAUGUUUACUUAUAGUAUUAAUUGGAAACCGAGAAAAGAUGGAAACAUUCCUCUAAAUAAAUAAGUCUAAUUUGUAAAAAAAAUUACAAUAACGCCAUAAGAAUUCAUUGAUUAAAUCCUAUAAAAUAAAUUUCUUAAUUGA